ACUUUUCAUCUCAAGUUAGCGCGCAAUAUAUAGACUUAGGCCAUUGCUCAAUUGCCAUUGCACGUUCAGCGUAGAGUUGUUGUUUCAAUGGGGGCGCUUGUUUUGUUUGCUGCAUUCCUGUUAGCUGCUACAGCAGUUCAUGUCGCCGGUCAGGAAGGUUUUCUAAGCAUCGACUGUGGGCUGGACGCCGCACUCAGCGGCCGCCUGAACACGGACACACAGAUCACCUACGUCUCCGACGGUCCGUACGUCGACGGCGGGGAGAACCACGAGAUUGGCGACGUGAGAAGCGCUGGCGACUACACCGACCUGCGAACGCUGAGGAGCUUCCCGUCCGGCCUGCGGAACUGCUACACUCUCCCCACCGUGAGCGGUGCCAAAUACCUUGUCCGGACCCAGGUCUUUUACGGGAACUAUGACGGCAAGAACGACUCGUCGUCGGUGCAGUUCGAGCUGUACCUGGGGACCAACUUCUGGGACAAGGUCGAGAACGUGAGCUACUGGCCGUCCGAGGCGGUGUUCGUCGCGUGGGCUAGCUGGGUGCCGGUAUGCCUGAUCAACACCGGCAACGGCGCACCAUUCGUCAACACGGUGGAACUGAGGCAGCUCGGGCCCUCGCUUUACCCGGACGUCAACACUGACCAGUUCAUGUGCUUGUGCACGUAUGACAGAAGAAAUUUGGGGGCGACCAGUUUUACCAGGUUUCCCAAUGAUCGAUACGACCGAUUCUGGUGGUCGGUGAGCACCAGUUCAUCAUGGGCGUACCUUUCAACCCAAAAUACUAUCGCCCAGCAAGAUCAAGCACUACAGGAAUCGACGUAGACGCCGACGGCCGGCUGCCCUCGGCGUAGCCACGCCUGGCCCUCGGCGUAGGCUACGCCGACGGCAGCCCUCGGCAUAGCCCCUCGGCGUCUAGGUCCCUCGGCACCUGUCAUCGUGCCGUCGGCGUAGGGCCGGCGGUCGGCGUAUGCCGCCUAUACCGACGGUGCGACUUCCCCUCGGCGUAGCUGCCCUCGGCGUUUGGCCACGGCCGGCCGUCUCCGUUAACGGUGCUCCGUCAGACGCCGACGGUAAUCCCCUCGGCAUAGCCCAGCCAUCAGCGCGCCGUGGGGGCGACGUGGCGCAUCGCCUGGCUGCCACGUACGGAGUCUAUGCCGACGGCCCGGCCCUCGGCGUCUGCAUGGCGCAUGCAGCCAGGCCUCCUCGCGGGUGGGCGACGUGGCGCGUCGUGGCGCCGCCAGCUGUGCCUCUACGCCGAGGGCAACCCCCUCGGCAUAUACUUGAUCCAUGCAGCCAGGCCGUGGACACGCGGCAGAGCCUGGGCGCGUCGGGCUACGCCGAGGGCAACCCCCUCGGCAUAGACCUGACCAUAUGGCCCUAUG
This is a messenger RNA of Lolium perenne, 1382 nucleotides long. Its product is annotated as probable LRR receptor-like serine/threonine-protein kinase At4g29180. The record is from RefSeq and is a predicted model, not a curated record. NCBI's taxonomy places the organism in Eukaryota, Viridiplantae, Streptophyta, Magnoliopsida, Poales, Poaceae.